Messenger RNA from Ceratosolen solmsi marchali, 674 nucleotides. RefSeq names its product MOB kinase activator 3 (gene Mob3). NCBI's taxonomy places the organism in Eukaryota, Metazoa, Arthropoda, Insecta, Hymenoptera, Agaonidae. The annotation marks the transcript as partial. The transcript has 5 exons. The record is from RefSeq and is a predicted model, not a curated record.
UUAAAGACCUUUCGACCUAAAAAAAAAUUUACUCAUGGAACUAUGAGAUAUUCUUUAUAUAAACAAGCACAAGCUUCAUUAAAUUCUGGAAUCAAUUUACGAGCAGUAGUUAAAUUACCACCUGGAGAAGAUUUAAGUGAUUGGAUUGCUGUUCAUGUUGUCGAUUUUUUUAAUAGAAUUAAUCUUAUUUAUGGCACAAUAUCUGAAUAUUGCGACUCAACUACGUGUCCAAUAAUGAGUGGUGGUGCUCGCUUUGAAUACCUAUGGGCAGAUGGAGAAAAAUAUAGAAAGCCAACAGCUCUGUCAGCUCCACAAUAUGUAUCUUUAUUAAUGGAUUGGAUUGAAACACAAAUAAAUAAUGAAAAUCUUUUUCCAGUAUCAACAGAUAUACCAUUCCCAAAAACAUUUAUACCAUUAUGUCGAAAAAUUUUAACUAGAUUAUUUCGAGUCUUUGUUCAUGUCUACAUCCAUCAUUUUGAUCGAAUAGUUAAAAUAGGGGCUGAAGCUCAUGUUAAUACAUGUUACAAGCAUUUUUAUUAUUUUAUUAUGGAAUUUGAAUUAAUAAAUCAUAAAGAACUUGAACCGUUGGCUGAAAUGACUUCAAAAGUCUGCAAGGAUUUUGCAUCACCCAGACAAACUACAGUAUCAGGAAGCAUUAAUUAAUGGCCAUAAUU